This is a messenger RNA of Mesitornis unicolor (brown roatelo), 969 nucleotides long. It is a transcript of the gene ASB11, whose product is annotated as ankyrin repeat and SOCS box containing 11, E3 ubiquitin protein ligase. The record is from RefSeq and is a predicted model, not a curated record. Bases 1 to 969 code for a protein of 322 amino acids. NCBI's taxonomy places the organism in Eukaryota, Metazoa, Chordata, Aves, Mesitornithiformes, Mesitornithidae. Gene Ontology annotation, molecular function: protein binding. The transcript has 7 exons. Gene Ontology annotation, biological process: positive regulation of protein catabolic process; intracellular signal transduction; protein ubiquitination.
AUGGAGGGCAGUUCUAUACUCCAUGCUUUCACUAACAUUUAUUUUGCCAUUUUUGCUUUGUUUUGCUUCAAGCUUUUAAUUAAGAUUUCCUUGGCUCUUCUGACCCAUUUCUAUAUUGUUAAAGGCAACAGAAAAGAGGCUGCCAGGAUAGCAGAAGAGAUCUAUGGAAUAGUGCCAGGCAGCUGGGCAGACCGAUCCCCUCUUCAUGACGCUGCCUUCCAAGGACGCCUCCUGUCUUUGAAAACCUUGAUUGCACAGGGCUUUGACGUGAACCUGGUGACGACAGACCGCGUGUCGGCUCUCCACGAGGCCUGCCUGGGUGGCCAUGUUGCCUGCGCGAAGGUGCUGCUGGAGAAUGGCGCUCAGGUCAACGCAGUCACCAUCGAUGGGAUCACUCCUCUGUUUAACGCCUGCUGCAGUGGCAGCGUGGCCUGUGUCAACAUGCUGCUGGAGUUUGGAGCCAAGCCGCAGCACAGGAACCACCUUCCUUCACCCAUUCACGAAGCGGUCAAGAGAGGUCACAGGGAGUGCAUGGAGAUCCUUCUGGCCCAUGAGGUUGACAUUGACCAAGAAGAUCUGCAGCACGGGACUCUGCUCUACGUGGGUUGCACGUACCAGAGGACAGACUGUGUCAAGAAGCUCUUGGAGCUAGGAGCCAAUGUGAACAUGGGGAAGCGAUUAGACACCCCCCUCCAUGCAGCAGCAAGGAAAUCCAGCGUGGAGGUAGUCGUCUUGCUGACAGACUAUGGUGCUAACCCGAAAUGCAGAAAUGCUGAGUUCAAAUGUGCCCUUGAUCUUGCCAUACCCAACAGCAAAGUGGAGCAGGCACUUCUGCUUCUGGAAGGUCCUGCCAGCCUUGCCCAGCUGUGCCGCUUGUGUAUCAGAAAGCAUCUGGGUCGGUCAUGCCUAUAUGCAGUCCACAAGCUGCACCUGCCUGAGCCACUUGAGAACUUUCUCCUUUAUCGAUAA